GCUCUCUGUUGCUGCCCAUGGAGCUGCUAUUAGGAUGAAUUCAGAAAGAGAUUCGGAAACCACUUUUGAUGAGGAUUCCUCCCAACCCAACGAUGAAGAGGUGCCAUACAGUGACGAUGAAACAGAGGAUGAAUUGGACAUCCAUCCUGCUGUUGAACCAGAGCAAAAUCGCAUUAACAGAGAAGUGGAAGCAACUCGAGAGACACUUAGAAAAGAGUGCAGCUGGCAAGUUAAAGCAAAUGACAGAGCCUUCCAUGAACAGCCUCACUUUAUGAAAACAACCUAUCUGUGCCUUAAGAAAAGUAAAUAUGCAGGGAAUGCAAUUAAAACCUACAAGUAUAAUCCAAUCACCUUCUUGCCACUGAAUUUAUUUGAACAGUUUAAAAGGGCAGCCAACUUUUAUUUCCUGGUUCUACUUAUUUUACAGACAAUUCCUCAGAUAACUACCCUCUCAUGGUAUACAACUCUGGUCCCUUUACUGUUGGUUCUGGGCAUCACUGCAAUUAAAGAUUUAGUGGAUGAUAUUGCUCGACAUCGGAUGGAUAAUGAAAUUAACAACCGAACGUGUGAUGUAAUUAGGGAAGAGAGGUUCAAAAAUACAAAAUGGAAAGACAUUAAAGUUGGAGAUGUUAUCCGUCUGAAGAAAAAUGCUUUUAUCCCAGCUGAUAUUUUGCUGCUCUCCAGUUCAGAACCUAAUAGCCUUUGUUAUGUAGAGACUGCUGAAUUAGAUGGUGAAACUAACUUAAAGUUCAAAAUGUCACUGGAAGUAACAGACCGAUAUCUUCAAGAAGAAAGUACAUUGGCAGCCUUUGAUGGCUUAGUAGAAUGUGAAGAACCCAACAAUCGGCUAGAUAAAUUCACAGGAACAUUGAUAUGGAAAGGAAGGCGCUACGCUGUGGAUGCUGACAAAAUCUUGUUACGUGGGUGUAAAAUCCGGAACACAGAUGUGUGUCAUGGGCUGGUCAUAUUUGCAGGAGCAGAUACAAAAAUAAUGAAAAACAGUGGGAAAACACGGUUUAAAAGGACUAAAAUUGACUCCCUUAUGAAUUAUAUGGUUUAUACGAUCUUCGUUUUACUCAUCUUGGUUUCUGCUGGCUUGGCUAUUGGACACACUUACUGGGAACAGCAGAUUGGCAAUGCUUCUUGGUACCUCUAUGAUGGAGAAGAUUAUUCACCAUCAUAUCGUGGCUUUCUUAACUUUUGGGGAUACAUCAUUGUUCUUAACACUAUGGUCCCCAUAUCCCUCUAUGUGAGUGUUGAAGUGAUCCGUUUGGGACAAAGCUACUUUAUCAAUUGGGACUUACAAAUGUAUUAUCCGGAAAAAGAUACAGCUGCUAAAGCAAGAACCACCACUUUGAAUGAACAGCUUGGACAAAUCCAGUAUAUCUUCUCAGACAAGACGGGUACACUGACACAAAACAUCAUGACAUUCAAAAAAUGUUGCAUAAAUGGACAAACAUAUGGAGAGUGCAGAGAUAAAACAGGUGAAGAAAAUUAUCGUCAUGAACAAGUUGAUUUCAGCUGGAAUAUGUAUGCUGAUGGGAAGUUCACUUUUUAUGAUCAGUAUCUGAUUGAGAAGAUAAGGUCAGGGAAGGAACCUGAAAUUCAACAGUUCUUCUUCCUGCUUGCAAUCUGUCACACAGUGAUGGUGGACAAUAGUGAUGGUGAGCUCACCUAUCAAGCUGCCUCACCUGAUGAAGGGGCAUUGGUAACUGCUGCCAGAAAUUUUGGUUUUGUUUUUCUUUCACGGACACAAAAUACUAUUACAAUAAGUGAAAUGGGAACUGUAAGAACGUAUGAUGUUCUUGCUAUUCUGGACUUCAACAGUGACAGAAAACGGAUGUCAGUUAUCACGAGAGAACCAAAUGGAGCAAUCAAGCUAUAUUGUAAAGGGGCAGAUACAGUGAUUUAUGAACGACUGCAUCCAAAUAAUCCCCAAAAGCAAGCUACAGAAACAGCACUGGAUGUCUUCGCAAAUGAAACCCUUAGAACAUUAUGCCUUUGCUACAAGGAUAUCAGCAAUGAGGAGUAUGAAGAAUGGAAUAAAAAAUUCAUGAUUGCUAGUGUUGCUUCAAGAAACCGGGACGAAGCUCUAGACAAAGUAUAUGAAGAAAUUGAGCAAAAUCUAAUUCUCUUAGGUGCCACAGCAAUUGAAGACAAGCUACAAGACGGAGUUCCAGAAACAAUAUCCAAACUGUCAAAGGCAGAUAUUAAGAUCUGGGUGUUGACUGGUGACAAAAAAGAAACUGCAGAAAACAUUGGGUUUUCUUGUGAACUUUUGACAGAUGAAACUACUAUAUGCUAUGGAGAAGAUAUCAGUGCUCUUUUGCAAACAAGGAUGGAAAACCAGAAGAACAGAAUUGGACUGAAUAUGAAUUCAUCUGAAAGGGAUAAUGAACGUUUUUUCCCACCAGGUGGGAACCGUGCCCUCAUUAUCACUGGUUCGUGGUUGAAUGAAAUUCUUUUGGAAAAGAAAAAGAAAAAAAAGAAACUCCUGAAACUUAAGUUUCCUAGAACAAUGGAAGAAAAACAAAAACACAUGGAGAGUAAAAGAAGAGCAGAGCUGAAUAAGGAACAGCAGCAGAAGAAUUUUGUUGAUUUAGCUUGCGAGUGCAGUGCUGUGAUCUGCUGCCGUGUUACACCCAAGCAAAAAGCCAUGGUGGUUGAACUUGUGAAGAAAUACAAGAAAGCCAUAACUUUGGCCAUUGGAGAUGGCGCUAAUGAUGUAAAUAUGAUUAAAACUGCACAUAUUGGUGUUGGAAUAAGUGGACAAGAGGGUAUGCAAGCAGUCAUGUCAAGUGAUUAUUCUUUUGGCCAAUUCAGAUACCUACAACGAUUAUUGCUUGUUCAUGGACGAUGGUCAUAUAUAAGGAUGUGCAAGUUCCUUCGGUAUUUCUUCUACAAAAACUUUGCCUUUACUUUAGUUCACUUCUGGUAUUCCUUCUUCAAUGGUUAUUCAGCUAAGACUGCUUAUGAAGAUUGGUUUAUCACACUCUACAAUGUACUAUAUUCAAGCCUUCCAGUUCUUCUAGUUGGGUUGCUUGACCAGGAUGUGAGUGACAAGCUGAGCAUACGGUUUCCUACCUUAUACAUAUUGGGUCAGAGAGACUUGCUUUUUAAUUACAAGAAGUUCUUCAUCAGCCUCUUCCAUGGUGUUGUAACAUCCCUGAUUAUUUUCUUCAUACCAUACGGAGCUUAUCUACAAACCAUGGGGCAAGACGGAGAAGCACCCUCUGAUUACCAAUCAUUUGCUGUCACUGCAGCUUCUUCUCUCAUAAUUGCAGUUAAUUUUCAGAUGGGUCUGGAUACAGCUUACUGGACAUUUGUUAAUGCUUUCUCAAUAUUUGGGAGCAUUGCACUUUACUUUGGUAUUACAUUUGAUCUACACAGUUCUGGGAUCCAUGUCCUUUUCCCUUCUAUUUUUCAGUUUACAGGUACUGCUCCAAAUGCCCUCCGACAGCCUUAUAUCUGGUUGACAAUAAUAUUAUCUGUUGCAAUUUGCUUGCUCCCUGUGGUAGCACUCCGUUUCUUGACCAUGACUAUUUGGCCUACAGAAAGUGAUAAGAUUCAGAAGAAUCGCAAGAAGUACAAAGCCGAAGAAGAAAAGUGGAAGCGAAAGCCAAGUGUCUUCCGUCGUGGGAUAUCAGGGCGUCGUUCAGCUUACGCCUUCUCACAUCAGCGUGGUUAUGCUGAUCUUAUUGCUUCUGGGCGGAUCAUUCGAAAAAGGCGAGCUUCAUUAACUGCAGUACUUGGCAACAACUUGGCAGAAGUCAGGCACGCUGAAGAAGCCAGCUGAUGACUUCUUGUGUCCUAUGGCAAGAAGGAUUUUUUAAAAAUCAAUUGCACAGUUUUGUUUUUGUUUUUUAAUGAAAGACUCAGGAUUCUUUUUACCAGGGACAGUUAUGCAAGAUUAUGAAGACACUCUGAUUUUCUUUUCCAAGCAACUUGGUUUGGGACUAUCGAACUGAAGAACUGAGUGACAUUUUAAAAAUCCUGAUCUUUGUAUAAAUAUAUGCUCUGUGUGAAACUGAAGGAUACAAAUAAUCCACGAACUUUAAAGCCCUGCCAUUCUAAGGGCUUUGUUUUUUAAAAAGUACUUAAGAUUUCAAUUCCUUUUUUUUAAAAAAAAACUGCAGUCAUGAAAUAAAGUUCAACUAAGAGCUUGAGAAAGUUGCUUUUUGAAAGUAUGACUCCCGCUGAUCAUGUUGGCUAGGGAAUUCUGGGUGUUGUAGUUCAAAAAAGCAAUUUUUGAAGCUCUGAUUUAAUGCCUCGACACCAAAGAUGAAACGGCUGAGGAGCAAAAUAAUUCUGGUGCCACUUUGUGCCUUUAAUUUAUUCAGAUAUAGUGAUAAUUUUUAGGUAACCAAAGAUUCAUUAAUUUGUUUGUUCUUUAUAUGUUAAAUUGGCUGUGGGAUUUUACUUUGUAAGCACUCAGAACAUAAUUCUGAAGCAUGAAUGAUGAUGGU
Molecule: messenger RNA, 4466 nt
Organism: Sceloporus undulatus (fence lizard)
Lineage: Eukaryota; Metazoa; Chordata; Lepidosauria; Squamata; Phrynosomatidae
Gene: ATP8B1
Product: ATPase phospholipid transporting 8B1
Exons: 28
Coding region: 35-3796 (1253 amino acids)
Biological process (GO): phospholipid translocation; Golgi organization
Cellular component (GO): plasma membrane
Molecular function (GO): magnesium ion binding; ATP hydrolysis activity; ATP binding
Source: RefSeq, a predicted model, not a curated record